Messenger RNA from Petromyzon marinus (sea lamprey), 887 nucleotides. The record is from RefSeq and is a predicted model, not a curated record. NCBI's taxonomy places the organism in Eukaryota, Metazoa, Chordata, Hyperoartia, Petromyzontiformes, Petromyzontidae.
GGCAUUGCUCCUGUUGCGACCGCCGCAGCAGCAGCAGCAGCAGCUGUGUUUAUUUAAGGUAUCGCAUUUUUAAAGCGCAUUGUGAGCCUCCUCGUCCACAUUCAUAUCGUGGGGUUCACGCUCCCAGCUCUGCUAUCCACGACCCGGGUACAUUUACCGACCGUGCAGAACUCGCAGUGACGCAUUUGGUAUACUAACCCGAACACUGACGAUGCCCCAGGUCAACUCAGCCUAAAAUUAGUACCUGGCAGGAUGUGGUCAGGACGGGUGCUGGCUUCGGGCCGCAGCGUCCACGUGCGAGCGGUGCGCUGGCCGCGCCGCCCGACUGCGUCUGCGCCGCUCUCAAGCGUGGAGGCGCUCGCAUCGAGCCCGUUGCGGGACAUGCAGAGGGUGGCGAUGAGGGCGAACUCCACCGCAGUGGGGCUGCAUCGACUGUCGCCCGUGAAUGUACCGAGCGCCACGGGAAAAACGUGCCGACUCCUACACAUUCACACCCUCCAUGCGGACGUCACGGCCGAUUCCCGGGGUCGGCCCAGCCCGCCCCCCGGGGUCACAUCGACUGACAUCACAUCUGCCCAUCGCCGUGCGCCGUCUCCGCCACGAUCGCCGUGGCCAGCACGUCACUCAGUGGAACCCGUGAGCGAGCGGCGCGACUGGAGAUGUCCUGACUCGCCAGGGGCGAUCGAGCCGUGGGAUCGACGGCUCUCAAACCCCAGCGCUGCCCCGUCAGUGUCGAUCGAACGACAGCCGCUUUCAGGGUUAUCCUACGGACAGACCGUCCUCGCCACAAGAAGGUGGAAUGCCUGGAUUGCGGGGUCGCCAUCGGAAAAACGUCAGAGGCGGAACGAGAAACUUCCCUGGGGGGAAGGCGGGGGGUAGCAAUGGGG